Molecule: messenger RNA, 2298 nt
Organism: Tribolium madens (black flour beetle)
Lineage: Eukaryota; Metazoa; Arthropoda; Insecta; Coleoptera; Tenebrionidae
Product: L-aminoadipate-semialdehyde dehydrogenase-phosphopantetheinyl transferase
Exons: 3
Coding region: 160-981 (273 amino acids)
Cellular component (GO): cytosol
Molecular function (GO): magnesium ion binding; holo-[acyl-carrier-protein] synthase activity
Source: RefSeq, a predicted model, not a curated record
CGUUUUGACUCUGCUUGGACAACGUGUGUUUGCAGACUUUUACAACGAGUAUGAGUGCAACAACCCGUUGCUGCACCGUGCCGUUUUGAAGGCCACCUCGUCGAUGUCAAAACGGGGCCCCGAGAACGCCGUCUUGUGGGGUGGGUUUUAAACCGCAAAAUGUCGAAUAAGGGGGUCCGUUGGGCGUUCAAUUUAUCCAAAUGGGAGCCCUCCCACGCGGACAUGUUACUAGCGACGUCUUGCGUCCAAGUCGAGGAGAAAGAGCGCUUAGGGAAAUUUGUUUUUAAAAAUGACUUUAAAGCGUCGUUAAUUGGGCGUUUAUUGAUGAGGAAAUACGUUAAUGAAACGACUGGACUCAAAUAUGACGAGAUUAGAUUCGGGCGGGACGAAAAGGGGAAACCGUUUCUUAUAAACAGCCCCAGUCAUAUAAGUUAUAAUGUGUCGCAUCAGGGGGGCUAUACGGUGUUGGCUGGGUGUGGUACCGGGGGGUUGUUGGGGGUGGACGUGGUUAAAGUGCAGUUUCCGAGGGGUAAAACUCUAAACGAGUAUUUCAGGACAAUGUCGAGGAUUUUUUCGGGGGUUGAAUGGGAAAAAAUCAGGAGUCAGGGCAGCGAAACGAGUCAGUUGGCGAUGUUUUUCAGACAUUGGUGUCUGAAAGAGAGCUAUCUGAAAGCUGUAGGUGUCGGAGUGACGAUAAAUUUGCAAGAUGUUUGUUUUAAAAUAAAUUCGGAUGUUUUGAGCAAAGAUCGGCUUGUUGAUGAUACAGAGGUUUAUUUUCGAGGGGAGAAAUUGGAUUGGGAGUUUCAGGAGAUGCUUCUGGAUGAGGAGCAUUGCGUUGCUGUUGCCUCAGAGUCCAACACCGGCGAGAAAAUUCUGUUCAAAGAGAUCGAUUUUCACGAAGUGAUGAAAAAUGCAGUUUCACUCUUAGACCCCGAUGAGAAUUAUUGUACCAGUUUUUUUAACAAGUGUGACAAAAUUUAGAAAUAAAGUGGGUUUUGGAAGUUUUUGUUUGAUUUUUUUCGUACCAUUCCAGGGUAUUUUUACGAGGGUUGUGUAACGAUUUGGUACCAUUCGUAGUAUGGCACAAUAUUUUAAUUUAAUGUCCCGAUUGCAUGCAAUUUGAUUAGUUUGUCAAGUAUUGAUUGCAUGGAAACACUUUUAUUAAGUUUGCGUAAGAAUGUCUAUGUGGGAGAAACGCUUCUUUUAUUAAAAAAAAGAAACAUUUUAUGUGUGUUUUAUUCUUAUUGUUGGUAGUGAUAAACAAGUAGUUUUUUUUGUUGUGUUAAGUGUGCCAUGACUUUGACAUUAAGUUGGAAACAUGAGCUGUCAAAUUCAAACGUCACACUUUUGGUGGUCGUCACCAAUUCAAUCAAUUCAUUGUUGCCAACUUAAUUUCAUUUACAGGUCACUUUGAUCUGAAAUGUAUUUGAAAGCUAGGGCCGUUAUAAUAGUGAUUAAAUAGGUCAAUUUUUAUUCUGUAUUAGGGCUAAUUAAUUGCGUUAUUUUACAUACAAGUUUAAAGCCCGAACGUGCAGCGAGGGUUUUUAAAUACCCGAGAGCUGAUUUAUCUAAUUUUGAUUUUAAAAUUAAUAAAAAUUUUAACAAAUUUAUCGCGUUGUACAAUUAUUAAGGAGAAUUUGAAAAAAAUCUCGGUUUACUAGCAAUUUUUUGUGGCAGAUUACAUUAGCUUGUUUAUUUGUUUUUUUGUAACUUUUUUAUCAAUAUUGUUUUCAAAUCUUCAAAGUAUAACGCGCGAAUAAUUAAAAUAAAUAAACAAAACACAAAGUUUGGUUCUUGUAAAACGUUUGCAAGGUUUUGUUCCCGUUUUUAUGUUACAACUUGUCUAAAAUAGUUUAAUAUUUGAAAGUUUUUAUCGUGUGAUUGUUGUAAAAGUGCCAAAACUGACAAACAGUAAUAUGAAAAUUGUCAAUUCAACGUUUUUGUUGAGGUGGCGUUUGCUUUCAUUUUUUUUUGGUUGCAGUAUAAAUAUUGAGAAAAAAUAAAUACUUUUUUCUGAAAUCGUCUAUAAAAAGAACGAAAUAGUCCUUAAAGUGGUACUUUUAAAUCACAAUCAACUAUGAGAAAAAUUAAAAAAUUACAAAAAAAGACGGUAACCAACAUACAUUUUUAUAGCACGUUUAUUUUUCACCAAUAUUUGUUUUAUUUCUGAAACACGAUGUAUACAGGGAAAAAAGAAAUUGUUUUCUAAAAAAUGAUGUAAAAAAAACGCGCUUCAAAAAUAUUUUUUUAUAACCCAAAAAAUUCUGGAUUGUUAUAAAGUCGCAGUAUUUUUUUAGU